AUGCCACGUCCACGUGUGAAACCGCAGGACCGCAAGCGCUCUGUCAGGGCGUGUAGGGCCUGCAAGGCGUCCAAAAAGCGCUGUGAUUCAAAUCAACCUUGUCACACUUGUAUCAGGAGGAACAUUGCCGAACUAUGCGAGUAUUCCCCACCGCAGCGUAGAACACGGCUCUCGCAGGAUCCUGCAAUAUCCGCACUGAGCCCUGCUUCGCCUGACAGUCCGCCGCAGCACUGUCUUGAAGCUGGUCAGCGGCCCGAAGCGCGGGAAAGGGACGACACUCGCGAAACGCGGGACACUACGCCUUCGAUGCGGCAGCGGCCGGUCAUGUUGUAUAGUUCCAGUGGGGAGAGAGUGUUCAUGGGGAGUCCUGCGGCUGUCUCAUUUCUGCAAUUCCUGAAGGCUAUCGUGAGACGCAAUGUCGGGCCAACAGGAUUCACAGAGAACCUGAACAGCCAUAGAAUGUUCGAAGUUGACGUCCCAGAUGUGGGAACGGCUUUCUUUGAGGAUGACCUGGACGAGGGAACGAAGAGAGCCUUGGUCCAGUGCUCCCUCGACGCCUCCAGUGGUCUCCUGGAUCUGUAUACGUGGCGGGAGCUUGCCGGGAUGAUCGAGUUGGCAGCGGCAAUUCGCACACCAGGCUCCAACGAGACUGGCGCCUCGGAGACAGAAAAAGAAGCUAUCACGGCUCUCUAUUUAAUGAUCGCAAUAGGGGCUCAAUGUCGGGGUAUUAACGAGGAUUUAAUGUGUGCGGCGAAAUACUUCUCUCAGGCGCGCAAGUUGGCCUUUGAGAGCAUGCUUCAAAACCCGACUGUGAAUAUGGCCCGUAUUUUUCUGCUAUUGGCUUUUUACAUGUUCGGCGCAUGUCGUCGAAAUGCGGCGUUCAUGUAUAUUGGCGUGGCCUCGAAGGCUGCUGUCAUUCUAGGGUUGCAUGUGCCAGAGCCAUACAAGCAUAUGUCUGCAGAGGAGAAAGACAUAAGGCUGCGGACCGGCAAAAGCGUUCGGGUAUUUGAUCUCAUCUGCAGCUCUAUCCUAGGACGUCCGGGUAGCAGCGUGCCACUUAAUCUUGACAGCUUCCACGCGAGGGAUCCUCUUCACGAGAUGACCCACCGCAACCUAGCACUGGACGCGACUUACGAGUCCUCUUCCGUGCUUGAAUCUAUCGUGCAGAAGCUGGCAGAGACGGACAAGCUGGACAUGAAUUCGGCCGAGAAUUUCCUACAGAUCUGGCGUGAAUGGAGCCAGGCGCUGCCGGUACAAUUACGGGAGCCACCGCAGAAGCUCUGCGAGCGGAACUACCGUGAAGCAAUGAUUGGCAAUAUCCAUGUAGCCUGCACAUAUUAUUUUGGCAUCAUCCUGGUGUCCCGCCAAUUCUUGAUACAGCACGUCACACGACAACUGCGGGGUAGAGGACACUGUGAGAUUGAGGCAGGCAAGGUGGCCGAGUUAUCGGGCGUCUGCAUCGAUGCUGCAACAUACAUGGCACAAAUGUGUUGCGACGCAGCGGAAUCCGGCAUUCUGUUGGGGAAUAUGUGUAUCAUGAAAGCAUGGGUCUUCGCAGCUGGACUUGUUCUGGGAUUUUCUCUACUAGCAGAAGAUGGAACGAAUUCUGAGUCUCACGAAGCUUUCUAUAGCGCGCGCCGGCUUCUCAGUUCUCUAGGACAGCUAAGCCCCCAGGCUACGCAGUACUACCGCAUCCUAACGAGCUUUUCCGAAGCCAUUGAUACAUACAGGCGACAAUUGCAGUGCGAGCGACGCAACGCCAGAGCGCCUUAUGUCGAACGAAUCUUGUCGCUGGGGCCAAGCGUUCACGGCCGUCGUGCGCGGCAAGAUAUUCAACGGCCAGCAGUCUCUGGGGCAGCGGUCAUAGAUGAUUCUGUAGCUGGAGAAGACAACUAUGAAGGCUCCACAGUUUCUCUAUCUGACCCAUUGAGUCUUCCAUCCUUGCCUGCAGGCGAUGAGGACUUCAUACUGCGUUUUCUAUGGGAGGGGUAUAAUAUCAAUUUCAUGGAUACUACUAACGUACUAGAAGGGAUAGCAAUCCCCCAUAUAAUGUUAGAAGAGUAA
Monascus purpureus is the source of this 2064-nucleotide messenger RNA. NCBI's taxonomy places the organism in Eukaryota, Fungi, Ascomycota, Eurotiomycetes, Eurotiales, Aspergillaceae. The record is from the annotation of a GenBank genome assembly.